Molecule: messenger RNA, 4251 nt
Organism: Folsomia candida
Lineage: Eukaryota; Metazoa; Arthropoda; Collembola; Entomobryomorpha; Isotomidae
Gene: Vps15
Product: phosphoinositide 3-kinase regulatory subunit 4
Exons: 18
Coding region: 398-4150 (1250 amino acids)
Biological process (GO): macroautophagy; protein targeting to vacuole; late endosome to vacuole transport
Cellular component (GO): late endosome; nucleus-vacuole junction; phosphatidylinositol 3-kinase complex, class III, type II
Molecular function (GO): ATP binding; protein binding; protein serine/threonine kinase activity
Source: RefSeq, a predicted model, not a curated record
UCCUUCAAUCAUCUGAUGAAUCAAAAUACAUCAAAAACUUCAAAUAAAAUUUAGAAACGCAACGUCAUUAAUUUUUCUAAUAAAUGUGUUUAAAAAAAUUGUCGAUGAUGUAAUUUUGGUGUGACUACUUAAUUAAUAAUACGUUAAGCCUCAUAAAUUACAUAGUUGCUGAUCAAAUCUUCAUUUAGGACUGCUCAGGGGAUUAGUUCUCGCAUGUUCAGUGUUUUUUCUAAAUUAUUUUUAACUUAAUUAAGUAUCCUUACUUAAUUGGGGACAUUUUUAAAUUUAUGGUUAUCUAACUGACAAUGUAGCAUCAGAUUACGCAUGUAUCUAUGAGUUGGACUUUGUUUUAUUGAAUUUUCUCCCCAUAACUCAAGUUACACACGCAUUGAUAGAAAUGGGUAAUCAAUUGGUGGCAUUUGCCCCCUCAUUAAUUCGUCCUGUAGAAUUUUACCUCACUGAUGUUCCUGAACUCUACUUUGAAUCAAACUUGGGAUCGACUAGGUUCCUGAAAGUUUGUCGAGCAAAACAAGGUCCCCUACUUGUGGUGGUGAAAGUGUUUGUGAUACACGAGCACACACUUCCAAUCCAAGUUUAUUGUGAGAGAUUGCAAAAUCUUAGGAAAUGCUUGGGUUCCACGCCUUCGCCAAAUUGCCUUCCUUACACUAAAACAAUCUCGACAGAGAAAUCGGUGGUCGUAAUCCGCCCAUAUGUGAAAUUUUCUCUAUAUGAUCGAAUGUCCACUCGGCCCUUUCUCAGAAAGUCAGAAAAAUUAUGGAUUGCAUUUCAAUUACUUUGUGGGCUUGUACAACUCCACAAACACAGUUUGUGUCACGGCGACUUGAAACUGGAAAAUAUCCUAAUUACUCCAGGGCUACGACUUUUGUUGUGCGAUUUUGCGCCUUUUAAGCCAGUAUAUCUUCCAAGGAAUAACCCUUCCGCGAUUUUUGGAUUCUUUUUCGAUACUGCGGGAAGACGAUGCUGCUAUGUGGCACCUGAGAGAUUUCAAGAUGACAAAACUCAACUCGAUAACCUUUUGACCCAAGAAGAUGAGCUGAGACACUUUCUCCUUCCCUCCAUGGAUAUAUUUUCUGCAGGGUGCUGCUUGAUAGAAUUAUUUACAGAAGGAAGAGUUCCAUUUGAUCUCUCACAACUUCUCUCAUUUUGCGCAAAUGAUUAUGAUCCAACAACAGUUAUAGAGUUAAUUGAAGAUCCAAGUGCAAAGGAGCUGUUAUCUGACAUGGUACAAAGGGACCCUAGUAAACGACUAACCGCUGCAGAGUACUUGACUCGCUUUCGUGGUCGACUAUUUCCAGAAGUAUUUUACUCGACAUUGCAGUCAUACUUUGAUAUCCUGGCCUUUCAGCCCCUCAUUACCCCAGAUUCUCGAAUGGCAAGGUUGCGCCAUGACGUUCGGACGUUACCGGAUGAUGUAUCCCUCAACUUAAUUUUUACUUCUUUAGUAAGCGCAGAAGUUCGAGGAUUAAAAUCAGUCACUGCAAAGUUGUUUGCAUUGGAUUCCUUUCGACGACUUGCACAUAACUUAAAUGACGAUGAUGUCCUUGAACGAGUCAUUCCAUACAUUGUUUACCUUUUGCAAGACCCAGUAUCACCAAGAGUACGGGCCGAAGCUUUAACAACUCUUGUCCACUGCUUGGAUUUGGUAACCCAAAUUCCUCCUUCGGACUACAACAUAUUUUCUGCCUAUAUAUUCCCUGCGCUGGAAAGGCUAGAUCGAGACGUGGCUGUUCGAAUUGCUCUUGCUAAAACAUUAUCCCGCAUUGCACAGAUUUCGAUGAGAUAUUUGGAGGCUUCAUUUCUCCAAGGACAUGGGCCUCAACAGCCCCAAUUUAUUGCAGAACUCCAAUCUCAACGCGAUACUGUAGCCACCUUUCUGUCAACCCUUCUUACUGAUACGGACCCUGUGGUGAAACGAGUUUUAGUCUCUACGAGUGGAUCAUUAGAGGGGUUAUGUUCUUAUUUUGGAAGGGUGAAAUCUCACGAUAUUCUACUCUCGCAUUUAAUAACGUUUCUAAAUGACAAGGACGACUGGCACCUAAGGGCUGCAUUUUUUCGCUGUGUUCCUGGUGUUGCCUCGUUUAUUGGUUGGCACGCUGCACCGCUUUUGAUUCCAUUAUUGAAGCAAGGACUGUCGGAUGUAGAAGAAUUUGUUAUGCGACAAGCUUUAAUUACAAUCAAAAGCUUGACGGAGAUCAAUUAUUUCGGUCACCGCUUCUUACUCGACUUACUGGAAGAAGUCUUGCCAUUUGUGAUACAUCCAAAUUUGUGGUUACGAAAUGCCAGUGUUGGAGUAAUCACGUCGAUUAAAGUAAACCUGUCUGAAGUGGAUUUACAUUGUCACGUGAUUCCACGUUUAAAAGUUUAUUUGAAUCCAACUUUCUCCUCUAUCUGGGGAUUGAACGAGGUGGCAAUAUCAAGCAAAAUUAGAAAACCUCUAGAGCGUCAAGUAUACGAAAGUUGUAGUAAAGCAAAGGGCGUUCUUCUUGAAGUCACGAUCGAGUACUUGAGAAAUAGACAAGGAAAGGGAGAACCUGAUUCUAACGAAGUUUCCAAUUUCCUAGCAAGAUUGAAGGCAGAGGGAUUAAAUACUCCAGUUGACCCUGUCUACAUCACAUUCUUACAGAAACAUGUGAUGAAAGUUAAUACGCAACGAUGCCUGCGAACUACUGAUGUCUCUGCAUUUUCUACCAACAAUGGGAAAAACAACGGAUUUAGUCAGCAACAGCUUCAAAGUCAUUUACUUAUCAUGUCGACUCCUCCUUUGAAAGAACUUAUGUAUCCUGGAUCAUUUUCAACCGUUACUGGUCCUGAUAUGAGCUCAGCAUCAUUAAUGUCGGGGCCAUCGAUACCUGCAAAUAUUAGUCCUAAUAUAAAGAGCCCUGGUCCACAAUAUUAUGCCAACUUCACAGAAAAACCGAGAGGAAUCCUUGUCGCACAUCUACAUGAACACUCGAGUUGUAUAACUAAAAUAUGUCCGCUGACAUUUACAAAAGGACUAUUUGCAACAGCUUGCCGCAAUGAUGUCAGAAUUUGGGAUGCGGAAAAGAUGGAGGGAAAGAACGUUGCAAACAGGUCUCGCUGUCAUAUUCGACUGCCUGGAGAGAGAGAAAAAAACAUUUCGAAUAUAACAUACGCCGCUGGUGCAAAUGUGAUUGGAGUCGCCGAUGACAAAACACUUUAUGGAUUUGGGUUGGAAAAUAUGGUUGCAAAAAGCAUAUUUACUUUGCCAAUAAAUAAUCAAGCAGUGGAUAUUGGAAUACCAAUGGCACUUGAAUCCCAUUCUCCUUAUCUUAUGGUGGUUGGAACCGAACUGGGUACUGUUUUAGGAUUUGAUAUUCGCAUUGCAACAAAGGAUGUGUUCAGACUACAAUCGGAUCUCAAAUGGGGACUAUUAAGCAGUCUGUGCGUUGACGAAGAACAAAACUGGAUGUGUACUGGCACAUCUAAAGGAAUUUUGACAUGUUGGGACUUACGAUUUGGUGUUCCUGUCAAUACCGUGAAAACUGACACACCAGUUCGGAAAUUGAAGCCAUCUCCUCUACACCCCGGUAGCGUAUUUUCAUGUCCGAGAUAUCAAAAUGAAGCAUCCUUGUGGAAUUUAGAAACAGGAAGUAGGCAAGUGUCCUUAUGGGCCAGCAACCUUCCUUUAUUAUCAAAGCAACCAGAAUCAAGCAUUCCAUCACGACCUUCAAUGUCCAUGUUUGGCAUGACGUUUGUCAAGUCUCACAACGCCGUGAUUACUGCAGGGAGCGAUAUGUGUAUUAGAUGGUGGGACGUGAUCACCAACCCUGAAAACUCUUACGUCUUAGUUAGCCCUGAUAAGCCAGAGCAGCCCGUAACUGGUUCCUUUGUAAAACACGGCGAAUUUAGAUUUAGAAUUGUUGACGGGGUUGAAGUUAUACAAGAUGUUACUGUGAGCCAAAAUCAAAACCAACUUGGCAAAAAGUUUGACAUGGACUCGGGUGGAGGUGGGAGCGGUUCACCAACUUCGAAUACAUCUUCUGGUCAUUCGUACCAUCAUUCAAACGCACAUCAUAAUGUUAUAACUGAUAUUGCCACAGUUGCAACUCCUAACCAAAGCUUUAUCAUUUCUUCUUCUGCGGAUGGUGUCAUUAAAAUAUGGAAGUAAUUUAUAUUGCCUGUGUAAAUUAUAUAACGUUCGACCAUAAUUAGUUAUAAUUUGUAACAGCAUUUAUAUGGACAGAAAUAAACAUGAAUUUGACUUACAGA